CGUCAGGGCGGCGCGGCGCGGGGGAGCUGUCCUCGCGCGGAGGGUGCUGCUGCUGAAACAAGAUGGCUGUGCGCGCAGGAGGAGCAGCGGCGGAGCAGAGCUGAGGCAAUGCAGAGGAGGACGGAGAGGGGGGGCGAGGAAUUCACUCCAGUGUGUCCUGCCUGAAGAGCAACAGCAGCUCCACUAAGAAACAUUCGUGCACUGACAAAAAGGAUCAUGUGUUUCCGGAGACAUUUAGGGUAACGCUUUGACUUUUUGUUACCAAGAGACCAAAACGGACUGACCAAACAAAUCUCGGAGCACUCAGUAGAGGACAGCCGGGGACGCUCACACCGCUAUCAGAGAUGUCCCUGCUCUGUGUGGGAGUGAAGAAAGCCAAGCUGGAUGGACCCCAAGAGAAGUUCAACACUUAUGUGACCCUGAAGGUACAAAAUGUGAAGAGCACAACCAUUGCUGUCAGGGGCAACUUGCCCAGCUGGGAGCAAGACUUUAUGUUUGAAAUAAACCGUCUGGACCUGGGUCUGACGGUAGAGGUGUGGAACAAAGGGUUAAUCUGGGACACCAUGGUCGGCACUGUGUGGAUCCCCCUCAGGAGCAUCCGGCAGUCUAAUGAGGAAGGUCCAGGCGAGUGGCUCACACUGGACUCUCAGGUCAUCAUGACUGAUAAUGAGAUCUGUGGCACCAAAGACCCCACUCUCCACCUGGUGCUGCUCGACACACGCUUUGAACUGCCUCUCGAUAUCCCUGAAGAUGAGGCUCGGUACUGGGCCAAAAAACUGGAGCAGCUCAACGCCAUGAGGGACCAAGAUGAGGAGCAGGAACGACCACUCCGUGCACCAGGAACCCAGUGCUGUAACUGGAGUCUAUGGGGAGAUCAACAAAAUGAAGAUCCUGACAGUGCCGUGGAUGACAGAGACAGCGACUACCGAAGCGAAACCAGUAACAGCAUCCCCCCUCCCUACUACAGCACAUCGCAGCCCAAUGCCUCUGUCCACCAGUAUCCCAUCAGCCAGCAGCACCGCAGCUCCAGAAGUUAUUCUUACCCACAAUCUGGAAACAACCAGGAUGUCGACUACCAACAUCAGAGGACCGUCAGCCCCUCAGGGAGUUAUGCCUCUUCUGCAGAGCUAAGUCGGUGCAGCAGUCAGUUGAGUGAGGAGGACUAUGUCGCUGAGUAUGGAGAGAGAGAUCCUUACGACGAGAAUGACUCAUACCAUUCCUGUCACUCUUCGGUUAGCUACAGUAAAGGCUCUCCAGACUGGGACCCCGAUGAGACCCAGGGGCAGUACAGCGAUGAGGGCGGCUACAGCAAAGAUGGAGGAGAGGAGGCAGCUCUCUAUGAGGAGGAAGACAGAGGACUGUAUGAUGGAGAAGAAGAGGGCCUCUAUGAGGAUGAAGAGAUGAUGUAUGAUGAUGAGGAUAUGUACAAUUUGGACGGGACCCUCAGUGAGGACAUGGAGCCUCCUUUCACUCCCACGCCAACGUCAACAGCACCCCCAACUUUGGAUGGACCUAGCUCCAGACCUCCUCUAGAAAAGCAGCCCUCUUUACACCAACAGCAGCCCCCUGCUCAACCCCCUAACCAAACACCCAACCAGUCAAAUGGCAUGGCCCCAUCAGCACAGCCCCCUACUGGUCAACCAACAGUGCAACCUCCUAAACAGCCCCAGCCCCAAACACAGCCUCAGGCUCAGGCGCCCCCGUCCGCCACAUCCUUCUUUUCAAUGGCCAAACCUCUGACAGCUGCAGUCACAGGUUUGGCCUCUACUUUCCUUUCCUCUGUUCCUACUGCUGCGCCUGCCCAGUCUCAACCCCCAGCCUCAGCUUCUCCUCAGCCUCAGCAGCCUCCUGCAGCCAGCUCUGUCCCUCCAUCCCACCCAGCCACCAUGGCUAACUCAGUGUCCCAGCCCCCUUCCACUGCUGUUGGUCCUCCUUCCCAACAGACCCCGUCCUCUGGGCAGCCUCAAUCCCUACCCAACGGUCCUGCCACCGCACAGUCAGAACACCCCGAAGACCAGGAUCUCCAGCUGGAGGAAGACCCAUGGCUAGAAGAAGAGAUUGGGCUGGAGAAAGAGGCCAGGACACCUCCUGCUCAGCCAGAGGAGAAACUCCCAGAGGAGGAGACAGAGGAGCAUUUCAUCGACAGCAGGCCACUGACGCCAGAGGAGGAACAAGAGAUGCCGCCUGAGAGUCCUCCCGUCGUUGAGGAGCCCAAAGAGCCAGUGGAUCCAGCAGUCAGAGCCAAAGAGAACUGGCUUAGAAUCUACAACAAAGUCUGUGAACAGCUUCGGGAGGCCCGAGGAGAGACCUCCAACUCGCUGUGGUUUGGUAAAGGAGGAAUGGGAGGUGCACUCUACAGUAUUGACAGCAUGCCUGACCUUCGCAAGAGGAAAGCCAUUCCUCUUGUCAGAGAUCUGGCUAUGUCUCUAGUACAAAACUCUCGUAAGGCUGGAAUCACCUCCGCCAUGGCUUCCACCACUCUUGGCAAUGAAGAGCUGAAAAGUCACGUUUAUAAGAAGACCCUGCAGGCUCUCAUCUACCCCAUCUCCUCCACCACGCCACACAACUUUGAGGUGUGGACAGCCACCACCCCUACUUACUGCUAUGAAUGUGAGGGGCUGCUUUGGGGUAUUGCCCGACAAGGCAUGCGCUGUUCUGAGUGUGGCGUCAAAUGCCACGACAAGUGCCAGGAUCUGCUCAACGCUGACUGUCUGCAGAGAGCUGCAGAGAAGAGCUCCAAGCAUGGAGCAGAGGACCGAACCCAGAACAUCAUCAUGGUCCUGAAGGACCGCAUGAAGAUCAGAGAGAGGAACAAGCCAGAAAUCUUUGAGCUGAUCCUGGAAGUGUUUGCUCUGGACAAAACAACGCAUGGCACACAAAUGAAACAAAUCAAGCAGAGCGUGCUUGACGGGACGUCCAAAUGGUCGGCAAAGAUAAACAUCACGGUUGCAUGUGCUCAGGGUCUGCAGGCCAAAGACAAAACAGGCUCCAGUGACCCUUAUGUAACAGUUCAAGUUGGGAAGACCAAAAAGAGAACCAAAACCAUCUAUGGCAACCUCAACCCUGUCUGGGAUGAAAAUUUCAACUUUGAAUGCCACAACUCAUCUGACCGCAUCAAGGUUCGAGUGUGGGAUGAGGACGAUGACAUCAAGUCGCGAGUAAAACAGAGGUUCAAACGUGAGAGUGAUGACUUCUUGGGUCAAACCAUCAUCGAAGUCCGGACUCUGAGUGGAGAGAUGGACGUGUGGUACAACCUGGACAAGAGAACCGAUAAGUCUGCUGUGUCAGGAGCCAUCCGGAUGCACAUAUGUGUGGAGAUCAAAGGAGAGGAGACGGUUGCUCCUUACCAUGUACAGUACACCUGUCUACACGAGCAUCUGUUCCAGUACACGACUGAAGAGCAGAACAGCGGGGUAGUAAAGAUCCCGGAUGCCAAAGGGGACGAUGCCUGGAAGGUUUAUUUUGAGGAGACUGCUCAGGAGAUAGUGGAUGAGUUUGCCAUGAGAUACGGAGUAGAGUCCAUCUACCAAGCCAUGACGCACUUUGCCUGCUUGUCAUCUAAGUACAUGUGUCCAGGAGUGCCAGCUGUUAUGAGCACCCUGCUUGCCAACAUCAACGCUUACUACGCCCACACCACCCAGUCCUCCAACAAUGUUUCUGCCUCUGACAGAUUUGCUGCAUCAAACUUUGGCAAGGAGAGGUUUGUCAAACUUCUGGAUCAGCUGCACAACUCCCUACGAAUCGACCUCUCCAUGUAUCGGAAUAACUUCCCUGCCAGCAGUCCUGAGCGCCUUCAAGACCUCAAGUCUACAGUCGAUCUCUUGACUAGCAUCACUUUCUUCAGGAUGAAGGUCCAGGAGCUGCAGAGUCCCCCCAGGGCGAGCCAGGUGGUAAAGGACUGUGUGAAAGCUUGUCUCAACUCCACCUACGAGUACAUUUUCAACAACUGCCAUGACCUCUACAACAGGGAAUAUCAGACAGACCCUUCGAAGGCGGUCCCUCCAGAUGAACAAGGUCCCAGCGUCAAAAACCUGGACUUCUGGUCCAAACUCAUCACCCUAAUUGUCUCCAUCAUAGAAGAGGACAAGAACUCCUACACACCUUGCCUCAAUCAGUUUCCCCAGGAACUGAAUGUGGGCAGGAUCAGUGCAGAGGUCAUGUGGAACAUGUUUGCACAAGACAUGAAAUACGCCAUGGAGGAGCAUGAGAAGAACCGCCUGUGUAAAAGCGCAGAUUAUAUGAACUUGCACUUCAAGGUGAAGUGGCUUUACAACGAAUACUGCAAGGAGCUUUCCACUUUCCAGAAGCACGUGCCUGACUAUCCAGCCUGGUUUGAGCCAUUUGUCGUCAUGUGGUUGGACGAGAAUGAAGAAGUGUCCCGAGAUUUUCUACAUGGAGCCUUGGAAAGAGACAAAAAAGACGGGUUCCAGGUCACAUCAGAGCACGCUUUGUUCUCCUGCUCCGUGGUGGACGUGUUCUCUCAGCUCAAUCAGAGCUUUGAAAUCAUCCGCAAACUGGAGUGUCCGGACCCUCAGAUUGUUGGAAACUACAAAAGAUUUGCCAAGACUAUCGGCAAUGUCCUGCUGUCUUACGCUGAUAUUAUUGCAAAGGAGUUUCCAAACCAUGUCAAGAAGGAGAAAGUGCCAUGUAUCAUCAUCAACAACAUCCAGCAGCUCAGAGUUCAGUUGGAGAAGAUGUUUGAGGCCAUGGGAGGGAAAGAUCUUAACUUGGAGGCGAGUGACUUCCUCAAGGAGCUGCAGAACAAACUCAACAGCGUCAUGGAUGACCUCAGCCGUAUUUUUGCUGUCAGUUUCCAGCCCCAGAUCGAGGACAACGUGAGGCAGAUGGGUGACAUUCUAGCCCAGGUCAAAGGUCAGACGGUCCCAGCCAAUGGCAGUGUGGUUCAGGAGGCUGACAAUGUCCUGCAGCCCAUCAUGGAUUUCCUGGACAGCAACCUGUCCCUGUUUGCUAAGAUCUGUGAGAAGACGGUCCUGAAGAGAGUGCUGAAGGAGCUGUGGAAACUCGUCAUGAACACAAUGGAAAAAACGAUCGUGCUCCCAACGCUCACUGACCAGACAGGCACUCAGAUGAUCUUCAACGCUGCUAAGGAGCUGGGCCAGCUAUCCAAGCUGAAGGAGCACAUGGGGCGAGAGGAGGCCAAAGCUCUGACUCCUAAACAGUGUGCAGUCAUAGAGCUGGCACUGGACACUAUUAAGCAAUACUUCCACGCUGGAGGUGUGGGCCUGAAGAAAACCUUCUUGGAAAAGAGUCCAGACCUGAAGUCUCUGCACUACGCCUUGUCCCUGUACACCCAGGCCACAGACAAGCUAAUCAGGAAGUUUGUCCUCUCACAGAGCGCUCAGGUCCACGGAGGGAAAGGGCUCAGGUACACAGCCAAUGAAGACACGCCACCAGAGAAAGCGUCAGGAGUGGAUGCAGUUGGCGAGGUGGUCAUGGGCGUGGACAUUUUACCUCAGCCUAACGGAGAACACAAGAUCAAUGUGAAAGUCGUCUCUGCUAAUGAUCUGAAGUGGAAGGCUCAGGGCUUCAGGCCCUUCGUUGAGGUCUACAUCAUCGGCCCUCACCUCAGUGACAAAAAGAGGAAGUUUGCCACUAAGUCCAAGAACAACAGCUGGUCCCCUAAGUUCAGUGAGAGCUUCCAGUACUCGUUGGGCACUGAGGUGGGUCCAGAGAGCUACGAGCUGCAGGUGUGUGUGAAGGACUACUGCUUUGCCCGGGAGGACCGCACCGUGGGCAUGGCUUUGCUGCAAGUGAAGGACAUUGCCAGUAAAGGCAGCGUCACCUGCUGGAUGCCGCUGGGCAGACGUGUCCACAUGGACGAGACGGGUCUGACAGUGCUGCGCAUCCUCUCCCAGCGCAACAACGACGACGUUGCCAAAGAGUUCGUCAAACUCAAGUCAGACCAGCGCUCAGCGGAGGAGGGCCGCAGCUGAGACGGCGGGGCACAAGUGUGCACAAAAACCCCAUAGACAUAGUAUUAUGCACACAUAGAGAACACACACACCUACAUAGAAGUGCAAUACACAAGCACACACAUGAAACGCUCUAUUGUACAUAUAUAUCUGCAUACAUUAUGCAACAUUAACAUUGCAAUGUUAUCAAUGCAAACACAGAGGACCAUGUUUAUAAAAUCUCACCUUUCAUCUUCAAUAUCACACACUCACUUUAGGAUUAGCUUCACUUCAGCAGCACUUCUCAAUCCCUCACUCUACCUUCCCUUGAACACAUCACACCUUUUAUACACUGUACAUUUAGAAACGAUAGAAUUCAACACAGAAAAGAAAAAUGAAAACCAUGUGAAUAGAUUGAGAACGACCACUUUGCACUUUUGCUUCUCUGUGUCUUCAGGAGAGCAGCCCUCGCCUAGCUCUGCUCUGUCUGUCCGUUCGUUUGUCCGCUUGCCUGCCCGAUUUGUGAGUCGUUCUUCCAGUCCGUCAUCCUUUUCUUCUCCUCUCCCCUGUUGUUUGCUCUGCGUAGUCUUCCUGAGGUUUGAUGUGUUGUGUAAGCUGGAGUUCAGGCACAGACCCGAGAUUAGCUUCCUGCCCCGAAAAUCCAAAUAGAGAAAAAUCAACAGGAAGCAACACUGACCAUAGCUCAGCGUCUAGGGGCAACAUCACCGCUAGUGUGUCCUGUAAUGUACAAACGUCCUGCAUGUUGACCCCAGGAUCACUGUGACUUACUUUACUGCCCCCUCACCACAAAAAGAUGGGUGCCUCUGAUGUUUUACCUGUGUGAGCAUGGUGCAUAUAUAACAAGAUUUUAUAGUCACGACCUGACAAACUUUUAUCAUCAUGGAGAAACACACCGGCAGGAGAAAGCUGAGCCUGUUAUCUACUGAUAAAGGCUAAAUUAAAGGCCAUUGUGUGCUUUGCUCUUUUUUUAUUUCUACUUUGUUUUGCUUUUACUGCUUCACAUCACAAAAAAAUGGAGCAAUACCCAAGAGUCUAAAACAUCCACACCCCUAGAGUGCACACAACUCCGAAAAAGGGCUACGGGAUCAGUGGACUGGGAUUUCAUGUCACGCACUCAUACACGCUCUCCUUGCUUCUGUUUGCAAAAUGACCACAAGAUGUCCACAACGCCCCCUACCCUACCCCCCAUCAAUGCACACCCUCCUUCAGAAGAUCUCUCACAAACGACACUGUGGAGGAACUUUGAGAAAAUCCACACAAAACCAGAAAGACACUUGAUGCUGAUGGACGUAUCCAAACACAACUCUUAAAGGCAAUAGUUUGUAUGUUCACAGAACCCUGUGGUUUAUAUGAAGGACACACUUCUCUGUGAACACUGCUGUGUCUUUUGUUAUUGUGUGUGUGCAUGUGUGUGGAGGUGCGCGCGUGUGUGUGUGUGUGUGUAUGAGUGUUUGUGUGGGCUGAAAGUCACACCUGCACAAUGGGCUUGGAGAUUGUGAGCAAUAUAUUGUACCUACAUACCUAAAACGUACAGUGCUGUCAAUGUAACUACAGCAGCACCAACUGCAAUAUCCACAUGGAGGAAUGGGAAACUUAUGAUUCUUAUAUUGUGUGAGUAAAGGAUAUUUAUUUAUGGACUCAUAAAAUCCCCAUUCCUGUAUAAAGUUUGUAAGCUGUGUCUCACAUGUUUUGGAUAAGAGUGAAAUCCUAUUUGCCUUUUAUUAGGACCAAAUUUGCACGAACCAGAUCUUGAGUACGUUUUAUUUUUGAAGAAAAAAAAGCCAUCAGAGUCACCGCCAAGCUUUUAUGUUGUUCAUGUUUCAUGUUUUAGUCUUGUCAUGUGCGUAAAAUGAAACCGUUUUCUCAGUCACAGUCGCAGUCUUGUAGUUUGUUGGUGGCACUUGAUAUCAGUGACAGUGGGUAAAAGCUGCAGUAGGUUUUUCCUGUCACUGAGUGGAGCUGCACCAGACGUCCCUGCUGGCCUGUCACAUGCUGUCUUCACUGAAUACUGACGAAUCCUGCCAAAAACAGAGCUUUAAAUGUUACUCAUCAGCUGUCUUUCAUCAAAGGAAGAGUCAGAUCAAAAAGGUAUCACUUUAUGUCACGACUCAACUUUCAUUUUCAGUUGAACUAGCCCUUUAAAGGGUGCUUUUUCACUCAACAGUGAGUGCAGAUGCAUUGUGUAUGUUGUCUUGAGUAAUCCCAGGUCUCAAGAAUAAGCUUUACAUGUCAGGUUGUAGCCGAGAAAGUGAAAUCAAGUUUGGGCUCAUUGGUUGCCUGCUUCACAUUUGAAUGCACACGUAAACAACCACACACACACACACACGCUCACAUCUACACAGAUUUUUGCUCAAGCACAAAAGGGCACAUGUAAGAAGACACACAUGCAUGCAUGCACGGCGACACGACUCUGUGGAGACCAAUGACGCCCACCCCUGUGAAUAGAAUCAACUUACAAUUGCAUGAUGGGAAAACUUAAUCGUGCCAGCACGUGUCUCUUCGAUGUUCUUCUGCUUUUUUAUUUUAUUUUCCCUUCUUUUUAAUUUCCAAUGCAAUGUGAUGAUGAAUCAUCAAUGUUUUUUUAAGGCUUGUGAAUACGUCAUAUGUAACCAAUAUGAAUGUAGUGUGAACACUGAACUCGCAUGAGAGAAUUAUUUUCUACAGAGGAUGUUUCUAAUUUGUUUCUUAUCAUUAUUGAUCGUUCUUUAAUGAGGAUGACGAGAAACUGGAAUGCAGCCUGAUUGUGAUCUGCUUCCUAUUAAAAGGACAUUUGUGUCACAAUCUAAA
This is a messenger RNA of Notolabrus celidotus (New Zealand spotty), 8720 nucleotides long. RefSeq names its product protein unc-13 homolog A-like. Gene Ontology annotation, molecular function: phospholipid binding; syntaxin-1 binding; calmodulin binding. The record is from RefSeq and is a predicted model, not a curated record. Lineage: Eukaryota; Metazoa; Chordata; Actinopteri; Labriformes; Labridae. Gene Ontology annotation, biological process: presynaptic dense core vesicle exocytosis; synaptic vesicle priming; neuromuscular junction development. Gene Ontology annotation, cellular component: neuromuscular junction; synaptic vesicle membrane; presynaptic membrane.